AUGCCCACGACCAACUCAAGGCCCGUCGUCGCCAUGGAUCCCACCACGACGGAGCACGAUUAUCGCUUCCCGCGCCGACCCGAGACCCGAAUCGGCGGCCCUGCCGUCGCCGGCGCCCCCCACAACCUCCCUCGCGACGCAGCCCCCUCCUCGGUCGCCGACGGGCUCAAGGACGACCGCGAUGACACUUCUGGCCUGCUCGACGCAGCCUUGUUUCCCUCGCUCCACGACGCGCCCCUGAGCGUCGACCAGAUGAAGGUCGACGACCCGCUCGCCACCCAGGUCUGGAAGUUCUUCAAGACCACCAAGGAGCGGCUCCCCAACCAGCGGCGCAUGGAGAACCUGACCUGGCGUAUGAUGGCACUCUCCAUGCGCAAGAAGACGCAGUCGGAAGAACAGCGGGCGGACCAGGAGACGCUUGGGAAACCGGAAAACAGGCCCGCCCGACAUUCGUCCCAGAAUGCGCCGAGCGGAAUUGCGCAGCUGCGCAAGACGUCCGAGUACAAUGACGGCGGCCUAGAGUCCAUGAACGUCGACGACUUCCUCGAGACCGGCGCCCCCAUCCGCUUCAUGUCUCCCCCGCCUUCCGAGUUCGCCAACGACCCAUCGAGACCGUCGUUCAUCCCCAUCAAAUCACGCCGAGAGUCCGACAACACCUGUUUUGUCCCUCAGUCCGUGCCUCACACUCAGCGGGGUCGGGAUGACGAGUUUGGCUAUGUCACUCGCCAUCUUCGCAAAACGAGCAUCGAUGAGCGUCGGAGUCGAAAGCGCCCCGCCGAUUUCUCUCCUACCAUGGCCGCCGUCGACAGGGGCACCCUGAACCACGACGUCGACAUCCCGCUCCCGGCCUUCUCUCUCGAUGGCACCUCCCCCAUCGCCAUGCAGCAGCAGGCAAUCGCCAGCGGCAACUCCAGCAUGCUUUUCAACCUGGACACCUUCAUGGACGACCCCGUCGCCGGUUCGACCGGGCCUGUUCCGCAGCACUUCUCCUUCUCUCCCUCGUCGUCCCCCAUGAUACCCACCGGCGCCUUUUCUUCCAUGUACAACAACCCUUCCGCCGCCCCUAUGAAUUACGCCGCCAACCUCUAUUCUCCUUCCGGAUCCGCAUUUCAGUCGACAAACUCGACCCCGCUUCCUUUGAUGGAAAAUGACGCCUUCUACUUCGCUUCGCAGGCUGUUGGGCAGCAGCAGUCGUCAGCCUACCGUCAGCCUGACUCGCAGAACAUGGGGACCUCCGUGGAUCAGAGCCAGCAGUUCAUGUACAGCAACGCAAGCGGCGGAAGCGGCAUGUACAUGCCCACCGUGGCCGAAUCCGCCACGACCGUCUCGGCCUACGGCACCGCGCCGAGCUCCUUUUCCCACAUCGACCCCGCCCAGGUGUUCCGGCCCGACAACCAGAGCGCGAACCCCAGCGUGUCCGUGCGCCAGGACACGAGCAUGUUCUCUUUCGGCGCUGACUCGGACGAGGACGAAUCGAACAUGACCGACGACCGCGUCAUGCCGAUGCAAAGCGACUACUUGCCAGCCGUAGACGAAGCCGGCUCCGGCUCCAUGGGAUGGGAUGCCUCUCUUCCUGGCCAGUUCAGCACCCGAGCCGCGCGCUUCCCGGGUGGGCCGCCGCGGAAGCAAGUGACCAUCGGCGGAAGCACAACCGAGUACGUCGAGAGCAGUGGCGAACGGGAUGGCAAUGCCCUCGCUCGAUCUCGCUCGCAGUCCUUCCGCCAGAAAGACGACGCUCAGCAGAAGAUUCCCCGGAAUGCCUCGACCCCUUCGCAUCUGGCAACGACGCACGGCACCUCGGAGCAGAUGGCCCAGUCGCUGCCAACCUCGCCUGGGGGUGAUGUGCCGGCCGCCAAGUCUGGCCACUCCUCUGCGGCCGCCAGCCGUGCGACCUCGCCGCUCGUCCCCAAGCGCACCUCUUCGACCAAUCUGCCGCCUGCAGGAGGGAACCAGGAGGGUUCGUCGACGACCAGCUGCACCAACUGCUUCACCCAGACGACUCCGCUGUGGCGACGCAAUCCGGAAGGCCAACCUCUAUGCAACGCCUGCGGCCUCUUCCUGAAGCUGCACGGUGUUGUCCGGCCCCUGAGCUUGAAAACUGAUUUCAUCAAGAAGAGAAACCGUGGCACGGGCGGCAACAGCUCCCUUGGGUCCGGCGGCAAGUCGAGGAAAAACAACAUGGCGUCCAGUGCGGGCGUCGCACCCCGAAAGGGCUCUUCGCUUCACAUGUCGACCACGGGCGCCGCGUCCAAGAACGCCAGCCAGCCGGGCACGACCUCGCCACCUUCGAGAAGGGUCAUGGGUCAUCCCAUUUCAGGAACCAGCAAGGCUGGCGGCACGCCAGCCGCCCAGUUUGGUAACCUGGCAUCAGCUGCUGGUACCGCCGGUGUGAAAGGCGCCGUUCCCAUCGCCGCGGCCCCCUUCAAGCCUAAUCCUGGGCCUGGUGCUUCGUCUGCUUCUCAUACGCCGACCGCCUCGUCCUCGUCGAAGCGGCAGCGAAGAAAUGACGAGAACACGGGGUCCGAUGCCUCCACGCGGAUGGACGUCAACGCCUCCGGCGAGACGGUCAUCCCUCAAACCAUCGCCCGCUCGUUCGGCCACCCGUCCAACAUUGGCUCCAUAUCUGGCACCCUCAUGUCCAGCUCCUUCGGCGUUAGCCAGGACUCGCCGAUUUCGCCUGACGGCGUGAGCCACGGCUCGCCGAUCUCGUCCAACAGCGUCAUGCCCAUGGCCCCCCACCGACCCAAUACAGGAGCCUCGACAAGACCACAGGAGUGGGAAUGGCUAACCAUGAGCCUUUGA
This is a messenger RNA of Drechmeria coniospora, 2802 nucleotides long. Its product is annotated as nitrogen response regulator. Lineage: Eukaryota; Fungi; Ascomycota; Sordariomycetes; Hypocreales; Ophiocordycipitaceae. Gene Ontology annotation, biological process: negative regulation of transcription by RNA polymerase II; positive regulation of transcription by RNA polymerase II. The coding region runs from base 1 to 2802 and encodes 933 amino acids. Gene Ontology annotation, molecular function: DNA-binding transcription factor activity, RNA polymerase II-specific; RNA polymerase II cis-regulatory region sequence-specific DNA binding; zinc ion binding. The transcript has 3 exons. The record is from RefSeq and is a predicted model, not a curated record.